Messenger RNA from Anarrhichthys ocellatus (wolf-eel), 4038 nucleotides. It is a transcript of the gene fam114a1, whose product is annotated as family with sequence similarity 114 member A1. The record is from RefSeq and is a predicted model, not a curated record. Bases 1269 to 3074 code for a protein of 601 amino acids. The transcript has 12 exons. NCBI's taxonomy places the organism in Eukaryota, Metazoa, Chordata, Actinopteri, Perciformes, Anarhichadidae.
UGCACUGUCACUUUCACGAAGACACAACGGUCUUUGAGCUUUAUAACUUUCCUUUGCCCGAAUCAACCGACAAAAGGGCAACAAACCCUGCGAUGAAGUUUUAUUAAUUAGUUUCUCUUUUGUUAAUAUGUUUGUAUGUGCCUAUUACACGUCAUGAAGACUCUAAACAUGCGAAUAAUAGCCUAAUUGUCAUGUUCGUUUUCAAACAGAACAGCGGUCUUUGUUGAGUGUCUGCUUCACGUUGUUCUGUAUGUUGUCAUUGUGUAAUAUUGUGUUCAAAUAGUGUGAAGAGAAGCAGAAGAGAUAUGAUAUAAUGAUGUCAUCAACAUGAAAUGAUUGUUUCGAUAGAAUCGGUUUGAGUAAUUAGCUAAAAUACGCUACAGUUUAUAAGACUGUCUCGACAGAUUGUGGAUUAAAUAUUACAUUUAAAUUCCAGAUAAAAAUACAAUAUUGUCCAGUUACACUUAUUCUGUCUUGUUUUGCAGCCUGUAGACUGUUGUUGUUGUUAUUGUUGUUGUUGUUUUUGCAGACAGAUAUAUCUUGGUAUUGUGAACAGGUUUAUGUACCACCUUGCACAUACAGUUUGUGAGAGAUAACAUCGCGUUAAAUGACAUUUUGCUGCCAGGAAACAAACUUCAGCGAGUGUUUGAAAACACGGCGAUGACAGUAAUCACGUGGAUGCAUGUUCAGCAAGUGACCACUAGAUGGUAGUGUUGAGCCACGAAGCGAUCAGUCAACGAUGCGCUACAUCACAGGGAUCGCUUUUGCAACGUUCUAUACUUCCAAUUUGGGCCUCAAACAGCUCACAUAGCAUGCAUCAGGCAUCGCAUGUAUCAAAGCAGAACGACUGUAUAUUAUUUCAUUUUAGUUAUUGAUGCAACUUAUGCAGAAAUGAUGCAAUAUUUCCUUCAGAAAACGUCAGAGAACUGGAGGGUUAGUGGAAUUGAUUUACUGAUCUGCUCGUUUUGAGCCUUUGAACCUUGUGCUAAUAUAGGAGGUGUCAUGUGCACGUGUGAUGUGGUGUUGUGUGGUCGAACAAACAAGACACUUGAAGGCAUCUGAGGCUCAGGGAUGUUGUGACAGGCAACGAAGAAGAGAUAUUGUCAGGUUAAUCUGUAGUGAAGGUGAUGAUCAGUUGCAGCACUUAUUGGCAUUCUGUUCGGAAAAUUAAGCCAAAGUGUGUUUAUGUGUUGUAGGCAGUGUUUGGUUGUAGGAUACAAAGAUUAUUAAAGACAUAAAAUCAAAGACCCCCUCUCUUCCAGAUCAUCAUGUCCCAGGCUGACGCAGACCCCUCCACUGGCAUCCCCCCUCACACUGACCCCAGCCCCUGUCAGGACGUCCCAGCAGCCUUUGCGCCGCCUCCAGCUCCCCUGCAGCCUCCUUUGAUCCCCGAGAGUUUCGACCUCCCGCAGUCCACCGCAGAGGGGACCAGCGCAGAGGACACCUCGGAGGGUCCGCCUGACCAACUGGAGCCUGCUGCCGAGGGUCAGGUGAUCAUAUGUGACCAACCGGUGAGCCUGGAGCCGGAGCCAGAGCCCGAGGCUGCAGAGGAGGAUGUGGAGAGGUCCCCUCAGGAGAAAGAGAAAGGCUGGGGAGGUUGGAGUUCAUGGGGAAAAUCCCUCCUGAGCAGCGCCUCCUCCACCAUGGGUCAGAGCCUGACCUCGGUUAAAACCAAGGCAGGAGAAGCGCUGCGUCUCCAGAGGACCUCGGUGGGAGAGGAGGCGCAAGAAGAAGAAGAGGAGGAGGAGAAGGAGGAGGAGGAGGGAGGCGAGGAGGAGAAGAAAGUGAGAGGAGGUGAAAGUGCAGAAACUGAGCUGUCCAGUUGUGGGGAGACACCUGUUAGUGCUGCAGCUUCUGGCAGGAGCGUCUUCUCUACGAUCACACACGCCAUGCAGAACACAGGUAAGUCAGUGAUCAGCGGCGGUUUAGACGCCUUGGAGUUCAUUGGAAAGAAGACCAUGAUUGUUCUUGCUGAGACUGACCCGGGUUUCAGAAAGACCAAGACCCUGAUGCAGAAGACGGCAUCGCUGAGUCAGAUGUUAAGGGAAGCUAAAGAGAAAGAGCGGGCCUGUCUGGGCAACCAGCCAAUCAGCGCACCCGCUGCUCACUACAGCAUUCUGUUUGACGACUACCAGGGCUUGCCGCACCUUGAGGCCCUGGAGAUCCUGUCCAAUGAGAGCGAGGCCAAGGUCCAAGCCUUCCUCUCCUCCCUGGUGGAAGAGGAGCAGGAUGAGGUGAAGAAGGAGCUAAUUGUCAUCAAGGACAUCUUCAUCAAGCGAGAGGAAGAGGAAAAAGUAGACGAAGGAGGACAGACGAAGGAUAACGGUGAUCUAAGUUCCCACUUACACUGUUCUACCCCCUUAUCCACCGACGGCGAGGAGUUUGUGAGCGUUCUCACUGAGCUGCUGUUUGAGCUUCACCUUGCCGCGACGCCGGACAAACUCAACAAGGCUCGGAUGAGGGCCCAUGAUUGGGUGAGCGAGGUGGAACAGCCUGUCACUACGGAGACGGUUCACGGGGACAUGCAGGACCAGCCGGCAGGAGAGGCCUCACCUGGAGAGAAGGAAAAGGAGGAGAUGAAGAAGAAGAAGGAUGGGGAGGAGCAGCAGGGGGAAGAAGGGAAGGGAGGAGAGGAGGACGAGAAGAAGAAGGAGGAAGAGAACGGCCCCAGAUCUGUAGAGGCUGUCUACCUGUCAUCAAUAGGCAGUCUGGCAGAAGUGACCGCUCGCAGCAUCGAGCAGCUCCACAAGGUGGCAGAGCUCAUCCUCCACGGCCAGGACCUGGAGAAACCAGCCAGAGACCAGGCUCACAUCCUCACUAGGUUGACAUGUGCCAUGUGUAAGGAGGUGGAGUGUUUGGCCAAGAAGUUCUCCGACACACUGCUUCUCGUUGGGGGCCAGAGGAAAGCAGAGGAGUUGAAUCCGCUGGUAGACAAUGUGCUGUUAGAGGGCUCUAACAGUACCAACUACAUCGAGAAUGCACUGCAGCUGCUGCUGCCCGUCCUGCAGAUCUCCCACAUCCAGAGCCAGCACUGUCGCUCCACCACAGAACCAGCAGCACAGACGCAGCAAUAACGCACACACACAGACGCGCACACACACGCACACUACCUGCUCACCCGCUUGUCUUAAUGUAUUGUUGUACAGAAAAGUAUGGAGAACAGAUUAUUCCAGAUGAAGUGCUUAAAUCUACAUCCAGUGCCAUAGCGACAGGCAGAAUAUGUUUUCUAUAUAUAAAUAUAUAUAUACUUAAUAUAAUCUUUAAGAUUUAACAACUGGAUGCAUGUAGAAAUGACCGACAUGCAGGUUGUAUGUAUGACUCCUCCACGGUGUAUCUCUGAUUGUUAUUUUGCUUCGUGACUCAUUCUGUCCAACAAAACAAAGAUGUUUCUGCAUUGUGUCCCAAAGCUGAACCAAAAGUGACUGUCUGUGUUGAAGGCCCUCUACAUUAAUGUAUAUUGAGCUUUCUUUGCACUCCUUAUGGUCCUCUGUUUUUGUUUUUUUUAACACUAGUGAAAUGUGUUGUUUAGCUGAAACACUUUAAUCUGGUUUGAGACAAAAUGCCAGUGUGAUUAUACACUACAAUUUGUGCUUCUUUUUUAUGUUAAAUUAUGUAAAGACACACUACCAUUUAUUUCAGUCUCUGGUUUCAUUUGUCAGAAAAAUACGAUCUUCAAUUUUUUUUUUAUGGCAAAAUAUUACCUUGUUAUAUUGUUUACAUUGAAGAUGUAAUAUAUGUUAAUUCAUCUCUAAUUAUGUUUUGUUGUGCUGCUACAUUUAACAAGUAUACAGUAGUUCAACAUUUUUGGGAAAUUUUCCUUGUUCGCUUUUUUGCCGAGAGUUAUUGGAGAAGACCACGUUCAUAUCGAACUCUUGGCAAGAAGGAAAAUGUAUUCCUCAGAAUGUUGAACUAUGUCUUUGAUAACAAAAUGGCAUGUCAUGCCCGUUGUUAGAUCCUAAUCCCAACACCUUGAAGAAGGCUUGAGCCGAAACAUUUUAUUUCCUCUUGCCCUCCUGAAUAAAGGCUUGUAAUACUGUU